AUGAAAAUACCUCUUAAUACUCUUGAGUAGCCAAAAGAAAUCGACCGUCGUGUAAUUUCUUUCAAUUUAAAUUUAGAUCUUGGCAUCAAUCUUAACAAGCCCUCACUUCUUGGAAGAGUUGCUUUAAUUAGUGAAUGACAAGAGUAAUGUUAUCCACAAAUUAUCUUUGGGAUCAUUAACUUUACUUAUGGAUAAAUUAGAUGAUUAUAUAGAAAAUAUGGCUUAACAAGUAUAAUAAAACUCUAGGCAUGAUUGUUCGUAAUUGUUAAAUCUCAUUAAUAGUUUAAUGGAAUAUGAAUGUUAUAGGUAAUUAUUUUAAAAAAUUUUGAUAGAAAAUUGUUUAAUUCAUUAGAACAUCUGUUAAGCAUAGUGGAGCAUACAGAUAAUUUAUAAAAUUAUGAGACUAUUAUGAACAUUCUGAUCAAAAUCUGUGAUUAAGCAAUAAAUAUAAACAAUCCUUAAUAGAAAGAAAUUUGCAAUUAAUAAUUAAGAGAUAAUAUUCCUAGAUUGAUUUAUCUGAAUAGAUUUCUCUUUGAUCAUAAUAAUACUCUUUCAUCUACUAAACUUGAAUUGAUUGAUUAUUAUCAUGAUGAUCCAAAUUAUUUUGCCAUUACAGAUAAUCCAAUUUAAUUUCCUUAAUUACAAUUUGAAUAUGUAGAGCCAACUAUUUUAGAUGAAUCCUAUGCAGAUUUAUGUAAAAAUGGUGUUCAUAAGAAAGAAUUACAGCAUUAAACAUCAAUUAAAGUAUAAUAUAUUUAUUUAAUAUAUUUAGAAUUUUAAUAUUUAAGAUGAUAAAUCUAUGUCUGCUCUACUUUUAGCUAAAACAAUCUUAGAUUAGAAAGAUAUGCCUUUAACUCCAUUAGUAGAAGCAGUAAAAUAUAGAAUUUUAAUUUACAGAGGUUUAUCUGAAAAUAAAAUUGAAACAAAUACAUUAGUAAUAGGUAUGCACAUUUUAUCACUUGAAAUGAAUAUGUUAUUAGAUGCUUUCUGUUCAACUCAUGAUUGUGCUUUCUUGUUAGAUUAAGUAUUUAUUGAGAAAAUUGAAUAUGAAUAAUACUUCAGUAUUUAUACUAAACUAUUUUAAUUGAAAACUGUAUAACCUAAAUUACUUGUAACUAUAUUAUCAACUUUGGAUGAAAUAUUAAUUACAGAAAGAUAAUAAGAUAAUGAAAUUGCAUUAAAUACAGCUAAAAAUUAUGAUGAAACUUUUUUACAAUUAAUUUAUGAUGUUUUAUCAAUGUAACCACAUUAAAUUGAAAUUGAAUCAAGUUAUCCAUUAAAAUAUAAUGGAUAAUUAUUAAAUGAAUAAUGUGCUAAAGAUGAAGAAGUUGCUUGUGGUAUAUUCAAAUUAUUUUCAUCUGAAUCUGGAGUAUUAUUAUUAAGUCGUAGCAAUAUAGCACUUGGAUCAUCAUAAGCUUUAAUUAGAACACUCCUUAUUUAAGAUAAUAAAUCAUUUUUGCCUCCUGAAAUCCUUAAAGCAGGAAUUGGAAUGUUAGGAAGAUUGUCUAGAAAAGAAGAUUUAUAAAGAGACCUUAAAAUAUUUAAUGAUUUAAUUAAAGUAGUUGAAAACCUCAUUUCUAUAGGACCUAAUCUUAUCAAACCUACAGAAUAAGGAUUUUAACAAGUUACUUUUGAUGAAACUGAUUCUAUUAUUUCAUUUUCUAUCUAGAGUAUUAAUGAACAUUUCAAAGACGAUCUUGGAAGAAGAUAUAAUAGAGCUAAUGCACCUACAAUCGCAAGAAAAGUAUCAGAAACUUAAAUCAUUAAAAAACUAUAAAAUUUGUUAUAAGACAGUAGAUAUACUCUUAUAAUACAAUAAACACUCAUUUUGAUUUCACAUCUUGCAAAUGAGGUUCCUACUCUUAUUGGAAGAUUAAUAGAUUCUCAAUUACCAUAAUAAUUAAAUUCUAUAAUACAGAAUCUAAAUGAUACUUAAAUUAAUAAUAAAAUGGUUAAUGCUAUAUUUUAAUUCUAUUUUAAUGUUUCAUUAAAAGAAGAAGGAUAUGAUCAAUUUAAUACUUUUGGCUUAUAAUUCAUGCAAAAAAUUCUUGAUUAUUGUUUAAUUUAAACUAAUGGACCUAAAGAAAUAUUAACAUCUGUAGGAUAGAACAUUGCUAAAUAUUUACAAAAAAUUGAUAAGGUAGCUCCAUAGGUAAUUAAUAUAUUAAACAUUGGAUUGGAAAGACUUUAUAAUUAUUUAAUUGAUAAGAGAAAUAAUUUAAAAGAAGACACAUAUUAAUAAUAUUAUGAAAUUAUUACUAAAAUCUCAAAUCUAUCAAUUUUAGUUUUCAAAAUGAUUCAUAAUUUACAUCCAUCUUAAUAAGCUGAAAUGAAUGCCAAAGGAUUUUUUGAAAAAUUACUAUUGUUUUUUGAAUUUCCUACUUUUGAUUAUAAAAUUGACUUAACUAAAGUAUUUAGAUUAUUUGCCUAAUUAGAUGAAUUUGAUAAUCCAUUUAAAGCAUUAUCUAAAGUAUUUGUCUCAAUUUCUAAAUUGGAGAGUAAAUUAGGUUGUAACUUAGAAAAUUCAAAUAUUUUAAUUGAUGAAUCAUUUUAUAGCUCUGAGAAAUUCUUUCUUACAUGUUCUUUAGACUAAUUAUAAUAGAAAUUAGAAUUUGUUUCAUAUUAUUCUUAGACUGAGUAACUUAUGGAAGUAUUAAAACACUAUUUAAUGAAUGGUUAAAUCAGAUAUGAAUAAUAGGGAAUAGGAAAAUUAUUAAAUAAGAGUUGUUCCUUACUUUUAAUAUUAAUAAGAUCUAUUAAGUAUGGGUAAGAUUAGAAGAUGGAUUAAGCUUUCAAAAAAUCUGUUUUCUAUUAAUUUAUAUAAUUAUUAAAGGUCAUUAUAAUUAAUUCAUAUAGAAUUACAAGAAGAAUUAAUAAUGAAUUACAACCACUUAGCAAUUUAUUUUGUUAAUUAAGUUAAAAUUUAAGGAAUGAAAAUAUUCAAGUAAUUUAAUUGCAUUCUUAUUUAAUUAAUGAUUUAUUAAACAAUCUAGUUGAAGGUAAAAAGUAUGCAGAUUUUCAGAAUUUGCAUCCAGAUUUUUUAAGUCUUUUAAUAAAUUCUGAUUUUUUAGAGAAUCUAAAAUCAGGAAUUAGUUCAUUUAUAUAAUUGGUUGGUUAGAAAAGUAAUAUUGAAUCUAUAGAUUUACUUGGUUGGUAAUAUGCAAAUAUUAUAAAAUUAAUAUAUCUUAACAAAAUAGAUUAAAGCAAGAAAAUGUAAGGAUACCUAUUGAUUCCAAAAUAAAUUGAAGAAAUAUAAAAUCUACUUACAAUUACCUAAUGUUUAUCAGAUGAUCCUAUAUAUACAAUUUAAGAAUAGUUACUUAAUAAAGCAAUAUUUAUUUUCAGACCUUCAUUUUUAUAAGAUUUAAUAUGGAAAGAUAAAGAUAACUUUUUCUAAAAAACUUAUUAAGUCUUAAGAGAUGAAAAUGGAGGUGAAGUAGAUAUACUUUAGUAAGAUCCAAAUGAAGUGAGAACAAAACUUAGAGAUAUGGGUUAUCAAGAAGAUGUAAUAACAAUUGCAUUAUAAAAUAAUGAUAUUUAUGAUGUGACAAGACUUACUGAUUGGAUAUAUGAAAAUUUAGAUCUAAUUGAAGAAUAGAAAAUCAAAAUGAUGGAAAUUCAAAAAAAUGAACCAUCCUUAGAAGUCAUUACAUAACAAAUUCAUAAUAAAUAAAAAAAUCUUAAAUAAUAUAUCUAAACAAAUAUGUUAUAUUUUAGUAAAUUUGAAGAAAGUAUCUUCUAAUUAUUGGAAGGAUAGAUUAUGCCUUCAUUAUUAAAAUGUUUAAAAUAGGUUGUAUAUGAAUAAUUCAAAAUUUAACUAAAAUUCAAAGAUUGUGAACCUGAAAUCAAACCUCCAUCCACUGAUAAUAUGAAAGUAAUUAUUACAAUUUUGCAUUUUAUAUACAAAUAAAAAAAUCUUGUUGAAGAAUAUGAAAGCAUUGUAACUGAAUUAAUGAAAUUGGCUUAGGAAAUAAUGAAAUAAUAGGAUGAUCUAAGCCUAAAAGCUAUAAAUCAUAUUUUAGCAAUCUUAACACUUUUUAUUACUGAUGACUAAAAGAAGAAAAAAAAUCAUCAUGACACAGUAAAUGAUAUCCUUUUGGGAGUGAUUAACAUCUUAAAAGGCAAAGUUCAAAAUCAUACAACUUCAAAAAUUUGUAUUGAAAUUCUAGUUAGAGCAUUUUAAGUAAACAAAGAUAAUGUUUAAAAAUUUGUCUCCCAAAUGAGAGGAUUGGAAUAUCUGAUUAGAAUUAAAGGAGAUUCACAAAAUCAUAUGUUCCCCUUGACUAAAUUAGUACUUUCAAUUGUUCAUGAUAAGAGUUUAGUAAUUGCUUAGAUUGAAGCAAAAAUUAAAAAGUUACUAUAUAAUUAAGAAUAUAAUAAAGAAAUUGAAAAUAUCAAUAAACAAUAAUAAUAACCUUAAUCAUAGGUUCCAUAAUAACAUUAAACUCAUUAUCCUAUUUGCUUUUAACCAAUUUAUUAUAAUGUUCCUAUAACAAAUGACAUAAAGAUUGCCUCUAAUCACCCAGCAUUAUUAACUAUAUAAAAUCAUACAUUUUUUAAAGAUGAAGUAAAAGAGGUCAUGUCUCAUUUAUUUGAAGAUGGAGAAACAAUUGAUGGAGUUAAGUAUUUAAAUCUAAGAAAAGGUUGUUCAUUACACACUUUUGAUUGUGUUUAACCUACUAGUUUUUAAAAGCACAAAGAACCUGAAACAGCAAAAAAAAGUAAAUAGAUCUAAAAAAAGAAGAAAAGCGAAGAUAAACUAUAAUUGCAAUCUAACUUUUAGCAUACUUAAGAAGCAUAAAUUUUAAUCAAAUUAUUAAUAUAAUAGAUGAUAAGCUCAUUUUUUGAAAAUGAAUAAUAUCAAUAUCAUUGGUAUACUAUUACUUAAGUAUUAUAAAUAAUGAUUAGACGUUAUCCUGUUUUAAUACCAAAAUUAGUAAGAGUAAAUUGUAGUAAAUUAUUAAAGCCUUAUUAAAAAUAAUUAAGUACAGAUUAUCAAGAUCUAGAAUUACCUAGAAAAAUCUCUUUUCUUACUCUUAUUACUAGAAUAAUGACUCCUGCAAAGAAUCUACUAUUUGAAUUAUGUUUAGAUAAUGUCUUAUUAUAUUAAAUGACUAAUAAUAAUAUAGUUCCAUUUUCAAAUGAAACAAGAAGAAAAAUUGUUAAUGAAUUAUAUGAUGGCAUUGAAAAAAGAAUUAAGUUAUUUGAUUCAAUUGUUUGUUAAUACUCAUAUACUUUGAUACGUUUGUUAUAGAUAAAGUCUGUGGCAAAGAUUUGCUAUAGAAAUAUUCAUGAUACAGCUAAUUCAUUUAACUUUAUUAAAUUAUAUAUGGAUGGUAUGAAGAGCUUUGAGUUAAAGUCAUAUUAUAUUUAUGAAAAAGAAUUACAAUUCAUUACAGAAACCCUAGCAGUUCUUUUCAAUAUGGCUAUUUAUCUUUUAUUUUAUAAGCCUACCCCAAUUAUUAUUUCUAAAUAACAAUAAGAAUAAUAUGGAGAUCAUUUUCAAUUACAAGGUAUGAUAGGAUAAUUGUUACCAGAAGAAAUCAAUUCCCAAUUAGUACCAAAUAAAAGUAUUUUAUAUCAAGAUUCAAUCAAAUAUUUCUAAAAAUGGCCACUAUUACCCAUUUCAUUUUUAGAAGAAUUGAAUUAAAAUUAAUAACAUGAAGAGUUAGAAUUUUAAUAGUUCUUAUCUCCUUUUAGAAGAAGAAAUAGACUUGUGAAUGUUGAAUUGAUUGCAAAUAUUGAUGAAGAUGAUGGUAUGUUAGAAUUAGAAUAUGAUGAUAAUGAUAUGUAAAGUGAAUAAAGUGGAGACUCUCAUAAUUCUCAUGAAUCAGCUCCAGAGGAUCUUGAAGAGGAAAAUAGUUGGGUAUCUAGUUAAAGUGGAAAUAAUUAAAUAGAAGCUGAGGAAGCAUAGAAUUCUUCAUCAAGUUGGACUGAUGAAGAAGAUGAAGAUGAAGAUAAUGACUAAUAAGAGGAAGGAAGUGAAUAAGAAGAAUAGGAAGAAGAAAAUGCUUUAAAUAGUGAUUUAUAAAGUGAUAAUGAAGAAGAUAUUGAUUAAGAAGAAGAUGAAGAAGAACAUGAUGAAGAUUAAGAAGAAGGGAUUAUUGAUUAAGCAAAUGAUGGAUUUGAAUAAGAAGUUUAAAAUAAUGAAAUUUCAGAAGAAAAUAUUGAAGUCACAAAACAAUUUCAUCAUCUUACUAGUAGAGAAGAUUAGGCAUUUGCUAAAAUGACUAAAUCUAUUACUCAAUUAAUUGGCAUUCAAUUUCCAUAAUAAUUUGCCAAAAUUUUAGAUAAAUUAGUUCAUUCUCUACCAAAAUUGAAUUCUCCUGAUGAUUCUCAACCAAUUAAUUGGUGGACAGAAUUAACACAAUAUAUCUAAAAAUCAUUCUAAUUUGAUGAGAGAUCAUACGGAUAAGAUUUAAGAAUGCAACCACUUUUUAGAGAUAAUAGAUUCAGUACUGAAAUCUUUAGAAUUGAUUAAAAUGAUAGGAUCAUUAACAGAUUUUAAGCAGCAAGAUUUGAUUUAAUUGAUAGAUAAGAAAGAAAUGAAUAGCUUAGAUAAGAUAGAAUCAGAUCUUUAUAAUUUAGAAAUAGACGAGAAGAAUAAUAACUUGAAUUACAACUUUAAUAAUAACUUUAACCAUAAGCUAAUAUACAUUAAUAACAGUAAUAAAAUUUGUAACAUCACAACAGAGAGUAAUAAUUUAUGCGAUUGUUCAAUUGGAAUUAAAUGUAAUAAAGUUUAUAACAACCACAAUAAUAACUACCUAAUAUAGCUUCUUUAUAAUAAACCUCUUUGAAUUUAUAAAACAUAUAAGAUUAAUUAUAAUAAUCUUUCUUGAACUUAUUAAAUACUAGUUAAAGCUUAUAGUAAUUCUAAUUAUAAUAAUAAGAGCAACAAUAAUAAUAGUAAUAGUAAUAGUAAUAGUAAUAGUAACAAUAAUAAUAAUAGUAAUAGUAAGAGUAAUAGCAAUAGUAAUAGUAACAAUAAUAAUAAAUUUAAUAAUAGUUAGAUUAAUAAUAACUUUAACAACAAAUAUAAUUUGAAGAGCCAUAAUUUAAUGUACCAGAAGUAAUGUAAAUAGAACCAUAAGUUUAAAAAUCUGAAUAAUAAUAAUAAUAAUAAUGCAUGCAAACAGAAGAAUAACCUUAAAAAGUAGAAUAAACAAAUUUAAAUAUUUAAUAAUAAUCAUAAUAGUAAAAUUUAGAAUAACUUUAUCCAAAUACUUUCAAUUUUUUAUAAAGAGUAGGAAAAUCUUUUGAUGAUCUACUAAACAACAAUAUUGAUCCCUCAGUAUUUGAAGAUUUAUCAGAAGAUAUGAUGGCUGAUAUAAUUUCUACUAUCCCAGAUAAUAAAGAAAUUAAUAAUAUUGAAGGAAUAGAUCCAUAAUUCUUAUAAUCAUUACCCCCAGAAAUUAGAAGAGAAAUUUAUUAAUAAUAUGUAUAACCUCCUUAAACUCAACCUUAAUAAUUAUCAGACUUGGAUCAAUUAAUCGCCUUAAUUAAUUAAACUCCUUAUGAUGAUAGAGAAGAAAUGUAUUUGUAAAUAAGUGCUGAAUAAGUCAGAAAUCUACCAUAAGACUUAAGAUAGGAAGCUACUUAUAUAAGAGAACGAGCUGAUUAAAGAGCCAUAGAAUAGACAGAAAGAUAAUUGUACUAUUAAAUUGAUCCGUAGUAAUAAUAUUAACGUAAUCCUAAUCCACAACCCUAAUAAUAAAGAAAAGAAAAUCAAAAGUCUUUGAAUUUGAAAAACUUACUCUAAACUUAAAGACAUUUGGUUUAAAAAUUAGGAAAUGUGGAUGAUGAAUUUGCAGAAUCUCUACUUAGAUUACUUUAUGUUGAAUCACAUAGCUUUAUGAAUUUUCCAAUUAAUCUAUUCAUUGCUUUGACAAACAAUCCAAAUGUGGAAUAUAAGUUGAUUGACGCUUUAUUCUUCAUUCUUAAGAAUCAUAAUCAUAGAAUAGAUUAGAGUGAAUUCCCUCCAUAAAUAUUAAUAAGAAGAAAUGGAUUAAUUAGAGAUUAAAGAAAGAUAUAUGAGAUAGUUUCAUUAAAGAUUUUGUAUUUAAUUUCAAAAUUGCAGGGUCCAUCAAUAAAGUAUUUCUUUGAAACAAAAAAAUAAGGAUAAUUGUAAUCAAUAGCCAGAUUGUCAGAAGGUACUUAGAAUCUUCCAUUGUUAUAAUUAAUUCAGCUUUUACCUAUGUUUAAGGGUGAUCAUCAAGAAUUAUUGAUAUAAGCCAUAUCAAAUAUUACAACAAAGUAGAAGGAUUUUAAAUAAGAUUAAUUAAAUUUAGAUUAAAAAUCUGUAGAAUGUGUUUGUACAAUAUUAUUGCAAAAUAUGAAUAGAAGUGUUAAAAGCUUUUCUCAUAUUAUCUUAAAUCUUAGUAAUAAUAAAGAGAACCAAUAAUUGAUAAUAAAAUAUAUAAAGGAAUUUAUUUAAAAAAUAACCAGAGAAAUAAAUAAUAAUUUUGCCAAACAAUGUUAAUAUGAUGAGAUCUUUACUGCAGAUAAAGUUUUGAUAAAUGUAUUUUAAUUUGUUAGAGAAAUGAAUGAUAAAAUUGGUGAGAAUAAUGACCAACAAGAUACAAGAAGUAAUUUCAAGGAAUUAUUAGAAGAUUAAGGUUUAGUAUAAUUAUGGAGAAAUUUGAUAAAAUUAUUAUAAGACAUUCCAUAAGAAAAAUUAGCAAAAUUAAGUACUAAAAUAUCUCCAUAUUUGGAAUGCUUUUUCAUUAUAUAUUAAUUAGUUAAUCCUAUUAGAAAGAACAAAAACAUUUAGAGAGAACCAACAAAGAUUGCUAGUAUGGAAGGUCAAUAACAAGAGGUUUAAGAAUAAUAAUUGCAUGAUGAAUUAUUCUAAUAGAUUUGCGAGAGUGGCAAGGUUCUAUUGAAUAUGAUGAUUAGAGAAAGAUUGUAAGAAUUGAGAGAGAAAGGCAAAAUAGUUAAUGAUUCUUUAGGAGUUAUAAUAUUUAAGAAUCCUAGAAUAGUAGAUUUUGAUAAUAAAUAGAAAUAUUUCAAAAUGGAAUUGAAAUAAUUGAAAAUGUAAAACAACAGACAUCAUUAUGGAAAUGUAAAUAUAAGAUGUAGAAGAAAGGAUAUAUUUAUGGAUUCUUAUCAUCGUAUAAGUAAAUUAAAACCAGAAGAAUUAAAAGGUAAAUUACAUGUAGAAUUUGAUGGAGAAGAAGGUAUUGAUGCAGGUGGAGUCUCUAGAGAAUGGUUUUUAAUGCUUUCAAAAGAGAUUUUCAAUCCUAAUUAUGCUCUCUUUACUCCAUCAUUAAAUGGACAAAUGUUUUAACCAAGCAAUAAAUCUCAUGUGAAUCCAGACCAUGUUAAAUAUUUUAAAUUUAUUGGAAGAAUUGUAGGUAAAGCAUUAUAUGAUGGAUAAUUAUUGGAUACAUAUUUUACUAGAUCAUUUUAUAAACAUAUUUUGGGUUAGAAAUUAACAAUUCAUGAUAUGGAAGAUAUUGAUUUAAAUGAAUAUAAUAGUAUGAAGAAAAUUUUGGAAUAAAAUGUUACAGAUUGGGGAAUCUAUUGGACAUAUAAUGUUGAUCAUUUUGGUAAACUUGAAGAAAGAGAACUAAUUGAAGGAGGAAAAACUAAAUUAGUAACUGAAGAAAAUAAAUUGGAGUAUGUUCAAACUUAUUGCUAUUAAAAAAUGGCUAAAGAAAUUAAAGAUUAAAUUGAGGCAUUUUUAAAUGGAUUCCAUGAAUUGAUACCAUAAUCAUUAGUAAGCAUUUUUGAAUGGAAAGAGAUGGAAUUAAUGUUAUGUGGUCUACCUGAUAUUGAUCGUAAAUUUAUUUUAUUUAUUAUUUUAGUUGAGGAUAUGAAAGAGAACAUUGAAUUUCAUGGUUAUGAUAAAGGAGAUAAAGUGAUUUAAUGGUUAUGGGAAUUGUUGGAGAGUUUUGAUAAGAGUAAAAGAGCAGCAUUCUUAUAAUUUGUAACAGGUAUUUCAUAAAUCUAUCAUCAUUUUAGGUACUUCUAAAGUUCCUUUAGGCGGUUUCAAAGAAUUAAAAGGAAUGCAUGGCCCUUAAAAAAUAUAAAUACAUAAAAAACCUUAUGUCAAUUUUGAAUUACCUACUUCACACACAUGGUAAAUAUUAAUUCUAUAUAAUUUAGCUUUAAUUAAUUAGACUUACCUGAUUAUCCAGCUAGAUAAAUUUUAAAGGAGAAAUUAGAGUUGGCUAUUAUGGAAGGUAAAGAAGGUUUUGGUUUUGCUUGAUAAAAAAUAUUUC
This is a messenger RNA of Paramecium primaurelia, 10226 nucleotides long. Lineage: Eukaryota; Ciliophora; Oligohymenophorea; Peniculida; Parameciidae. The record is from the annotation of a GenBank genome assembly.